AUGGUGACCGAAGCUACCUGGUCGGUUCCCAGGGAACAGGAUGCCGCCUGGAGCAGGAACUGCUAAGGACUUCCUGGCCUGUCUGCCUAGAUUCUCCCUCUGUAUACCUCCGUCCGUCCGUCUGCCUGUCUGUGUGAGUUACUGGACUUUUCCUGGGCUGCCAACCCUCUUGGCGGAUGCCAUCAGGGGUGCCCACCUGCACUCAAGCCUUGAAUUGGGACUGAGGUUUGGUGGUGGUGGUUAAAAAUGCAUCUGUUCCUAGAAGAUACUGAAAGUUAAAUAGGUAAAUAUGUAGAAAAUGAAGCCUUAAAGACAAGAAGAACCACGCUGGUACCAAUUUGGUUCUCUCUAGAACCAGCUUGUUGCGUGAAUUGUUGUGAAUAGCAAAUACAUAAAUGUCCUACAUUUUGCCUGUGCAAAAAUAUGCAUAAGGCUGCUGUGUCGGUGAGAAACAUAGGAGUAAUUGUGAACCCAGCUAUUUAAAUCAUGUGAUAUUUCUUUGUAGCUGAGUUCCUGUUAUAACUAUAUUGAAGUUGUCCCACACUGCCUAGCCUGUGUGUAUAUGGCUGCUUCUGCUCAGGAAGUGUGUGUGUGUGUGUGUGUGUGUGUGUGUGUAAGGCUGGGGUGGUGGUUGUGAAAAGCCCCAGCUAGUAAAUUCAUUUAAAUUCAUUUAAAACAACUGUGGUGGGGAAGUUGUGCCAGCUGCACUGAUUCUUCUGAUUCCUUUGAAGUAUCAAUGAUUGGUUCAGGAAUAAUCUGAAUAUCUCAAGUUACACCAGGCCUGAAAACUGUUAUUUAAAAGAGUUUGGAAAACUGUGACAAAUGAAGUCAAAAGGAUGAUCUUAUAAUUUUUUUGUAGUCUGGCUAUCUUAAAUUGGUCCCUAACUUAUUGUGAACUUAGGCAACUGAGUGCCUGUUCAUUUAGCUUGGGUAACCAAAUUUUAAAAAAAUGUAUAUAGAAGUUUGUAAUAAUCUAAAACACACACUCCAAAUACAGUGCAACAAGCACAUGUUUGCUUUCAGGAUAUAGUAAUGCAAGGGUAUCAAUUUGCAAAGGAAGGAGGAGGAGAAAUGGGCAUGCUCAAUAGCAGUUUAUAGUUAUUUAUUAACUUAUUUGUUUAAAACCAUUUAUAUCCCUCACUCCCUAAGGGUAUUAGAGUGACAUAACUAAAACACUAAAAUAUAUAAAAAGUAAGUAUUCUGGAGGGUGGGAAGAUUAGAAUUGGGUGGUGGUGUAUGCUUUUAGAGUUAAAAUAAACUCCCUUUCUUGGACUAUACUGGUAUAUUUCAGAAUGAAAGAAAGGGGAAAGGGACACGCCUAACAUUUUCCAGCAUCCUCACCCCUGCUAUUAAAAAAAGAGAGCUGAGAAUAAAUCAAGGCAGGCAGGCAGCCCUAAACCUAAAUCCUCGAGUGCUAUACUGUGGUACCUUGGGUUACAUACGCUUCAGGUUACACACGCCGCUAACCCAGAAAUAGUGCUUCAGGUUAAGAACUUUGCUUCAGGAUAAGAACAGAAACCGGGCUCCGGCAGCGGGAGGCCCCAUUAGUUAAAGUGGUGCUUCAGGUUAAGAACAGUUUGAGGUUAAGAAUGGACCUCCGGAACGAAUUAAGUACUUAACCCGAGGUACCACUGUAUAGACAGCGAUAGCCAGAGGUGUCCUUGGUGUCGGUAAGGUUGGCCCUGCCAAGGGCCCAGGUCAAGGGGGGGGUGUAUAAAUCACACCCUUCCACUCUGACUCCAUCAUAGCAGGCCUGUAGGGCCUCCUCUCUGGCCAGCUGGCAGCACUAUUAGCUUCUUGCCUGGGGUGCAAGGGGGCCUAAGUAUGCCUCUGGCAAUGGCCUUAGCGGGGCUUCAACAGAAGAAAAACAAAUUUCCUCCUUCCUCUCCUGAAUUCCCUUCCUGAGACCUGAUCAGCACGAUUCUAUGUGAGUUUUUAAUCUUUUCAAAUCACUGGGGGGAAAGCAGCUCUGAUGUGCUGCUAACUUUUAUUUUUCUUCUCAGAAUUCAGAUUAGUCUUUAUUUCAAAGACAUGAUGGUUCUUCCAGUGUAGGAAUGCCAUUCAGAUUAAGGAUAUGUGGCUCCUUCAUUAUUCAAAUAUAACAUAAAACACAAAUACUGAAGGAGCAUGUUUUUAAUAAUGUGUGUUUUAUUAUUUUUGAGGGAAUUAUGCCAUAUCCUAAGAAUAAAUCAUAACUUUUUCAUUAUGAGCAGAGUUGGUCAAAAUGUGGUAAGUGAGGAGACAGGAUUUUUUUAAAAAUAAAAGUCUGUGUGCAGGCUUGACUAUGGCUCUGCAAUCAACGCCUCCAUCAUAAAUGUACUUGUAAGGCAGACAAUUUAAGAUCGAAAGGAGAUUUGAUUGAAACUUAAUUAGAACCUGUCAUGGGCUAUGCUUCUGCUGCAGUACAGAAUGUAUUCAUGUCUCCCAGGUUGCCAGUUACUUAAUUAAAAGAGAGCAAAUAUUAAAAUCCAAUAAAUGGUAUAUCUCUAGAGCAAAAUGUAAGGAUUUUAAAGUAGAAGGAAAUGACUCAUUCUUCAAAGACUGAGACCAGCGACAUAGGAAUUGUUAAGGUAUUCUAAAACUUCACAGUGCAACAGGGAGUAUAAUAGAAAUUGAAACUGAAAGAUUUUGUUUCUGUUUAUAUUCCUGUCACAAAUUUAAUUUAUCAUUUGAUUAUAGCACUUAAAUUAAAAUAUAACCUACUGUUAGUACUUACAAGCCAAAAUCAUGACUCCAGCUUGGAGUUUGUGAUAGAAGAGAAGAAACAAAAAAGAAACAUAAACAAAAACAACUCACAAAAAAUAUACGUAUCUGAUGCAAUUUUCCAGAUUAGAAAAUUGGUUUGUUUGUUAAUCUACUCUAAAAAUUUGUAUAGUUCACUCAUCAUUUUAAGUCUCAUGACUUCCUCAAAGGAACCCUGGGUAUUGUAGUUUGGUGAGAUAGCUAACAAUUAAUGGAAGUAUCUGACCAAACUGUGGGAGACAGUGGAAGACAGGAGUGCCUGGCGUGCUCUGGUCCAUGGGGUCACGAAGAGUCGGACACGACUAAACGACUAAACAACAACAAUGGAAGUAUGUGAAGUUUACUAUCCACAUCAAAUGACAGUAUGGAUGAGCCCAAAGCCAAACCAUAGCUUAGCCCCAGAUAGCACAGCAGCAGCAGAAUUGGAUAAGGAGUACAGCAGCCGUGAGCUUCACUUCAGGAGCCCACAUGCUGAGCCAUGGUUGAUGUGUGAACUGAAUUGUAUUUUCACAUACAUACAUACAUACAAACAUACAUACAUCUAACCGUUAUAGAAAAGUCUGUGUAACUACUGAAAUAAUAACUUGACACUUAAAAACUUAAAACUUUGUUGGCACAGCCUAUGGUUCUGAAAAGGUCUGGCAGGAAGUUCUUCCUGCCAAUAAAUCCUUCCAGCUUGCUCAGCGUUCAAUGAAUGUGUAGUUUCCCAGCUGCAUUUUCCGCAUGUUGAAUUUCAGAGGCCAGUUGGCAUACCUAAGAGCAGUUGUUUUCAGCCUAUUCUGUUGAAGGUUUCUCAGAAACUUUUAAAAUGAUUUUUAAGUGAGAAAAGCCACAAUAGCAGAUCAACCUGUUUGAGAAACCCACAUUUGCCUGCCAGUCAUCCAGUGUACAUUAAACAAGUACAGAGAAAUCAAGUAUGUAUAUGCAUGUGUGAAGUAGGUCCCAGUCACUGUUCAGUAAGAAGCUUUGAUCCCUUGAAAGAAUGUAAUAAUGGCUGUGGAGUUUGUGCUUAAAAAGAAGUGGUUUGAAAAGAAGCACAUUAUACAAACUUAAGUCCUGAGAAGUUUUUACUAGAAGUCAAACUGCCAUGCCUUUUUAUGCAGAGGAGGCAACAAAUUAACAAUAAAUAUUCUGGUUAGAUUUUUGUUGGUUAUCUACAAAGAAAUUGACUUGGCAUGUUGCCUUAAGCUGCAUAAAUGUGGAAGAAAUCUUUCAUUGAGAUAUGGACUGUCUAGAGCUUGCAUUUUUUAAGUUGAUGAUCUGUCUUGUGUAGGAUUUUAGUGUUUGUUCUUUUUGGCUGUAGUUUCGGUUUACAUUUUCUAUUAGAACAAUCCCUAGAUAGCACUGAUAACUUGCCUUGUUUGUUUUGACAGUAAAUGUUUUCUUUUUAUCAUUCAGAUCCUGCUGUGAUAUCAUCAUUGUAGUAUUUACCACAUCUUCAGCUUGUGGGUGUUUAUAUGGUUAUUUAAUGAAGUUUUCUAUGGAGUCAGGAAACUGUUGUGUUUGGCCCUGAAAGUGCAUAGCAGUGAAUCCUUUGGUGAGUAUCUUUUGUGCAUAUGUUUGUGUGACUUCCUUCCCGCUGGUAAGUGAUGUUCUGUGCUCACUGUACUUCUCCAUUGUUUCUUUGCCAUUAAUAAUAAAGCAGCAGGAUAAUCAUCAUUGGCACUUCAGUACUGCAAGGAAGCUUGAGUUAUCUGAGAGUGCUUUUCUCUCCCAGGUUCCAAAAGUUGCAUCUUUGAAUGGGCUAAUCCACAUAAUAAUAAUAAUAAUAAUAAUAAUAAUAAUAAUUUUUUAUUUAUACCCCGCCCUCCCCAGCCAAGGCCGGGCUCAGAGCGGCUUACAAGCAAUAAUAAAAACAAGUUGAAUGAUUACAACUUAAAAACAAAAUUAAAAUACAACAUUAAAAUACUGAAAUAUUAAAAUAUUAAAAUUUAGCCUCAUCGCAGGAGGAGAAGGAAAGGGAAAAAGAAAGAGAGGGAGGGAAUCAAAUCGGCUCCAAGCCAAAGGCCAGGCGGAACAACUCUGUCUUACAGGCCCUGCGGAAAGAAAUCAGAUCCUGCCGGGCCCUGGUCUCAUGAGGCAGAGCGUUCCACCAGGCCGGAGCCAGAGUUGAAAAGGCCCUGGCUCUGGUUGUAGCCAAUCUAACUUCCUUAGGGCCCGGAACCACUAGGGUGUUGCUAUUUAUGGACCUUGAGGCUCUCCGUGGGGCAUACCGGGAGAGGCGGUCCCGUAGGUACGAGGGUCCUAGGCCGUGAAGGGCUUUAAAGGUCAAAAGCAGCACCUUAAAUCUGACCCUGUACUCUACCGGGAGCCAGUGCAGUUUGAAAAGCACUGGGUGAAUACAUGGCAGAGACCCCGUGAGGAGCCUCGCUGCAGCAUUCUGCACCCUCUGGAGUUUCUGGGUCAGCUUCAAGGGCAGCCCCGCGUAGAGCGAAUUACAGUAGUCAAGCCUGGAGAUGACCGUCGCAUGGAUCACUGUGGCCAGGUUGGGGGCGGGAAAGGUAAGGGACGAACUGCUUGAUGCAGCGACAUAGGCUCCAAAGUUGUGGGAUAGUGGGAUUACAACCACCUGGCUGAGUGUGUCUGGUCUGAGUGUGGGCUGAGUGUGUCUGGCCUGCCUUUGUCCCCCAGUAAUGCAGCUACCAUAUGCAUAAUGCAGGUAGAAGUUGUAAAAUGUAAAGUUAUAAAUUGUAUACUGACGGAAGUUAGAAAAUCACACAGGAGAUACUCUGACAUAGUUCAGAUGGAAUAUCCAGGACACUUUCCAAAAUGGCCUUAAAUGAUGUUGGAAGUCCUCCAGGAGACCAUAGAGUUUAAAUACUGUUCUUCUACUCUGUUAAAACAACCCCACACACAUGCAUACCAGUAGCUCCCAAUAACACCCCAAGGGGAUUUUUCAAAUUUGGUUUAUUCAGGAUUUUUUGCUGAACAAGAAGAAAAUGUUCAGUAAGCCUUACUACAGAAAUGCACUGAAAAAACAAAAAAUAUCCAGCUUGUCAUCCUAUAUAAACAAUACACCGUAGACAAAAUGCCCUCUUCAACAUCACAUAAGUAUUACCUUCAUGUGUGUAUUAAGCUCAUCUUACAUCUUACCAUGGGCCGCAUAUAACACUGCAAAUAAAUAUUUUAGAUUCUGAAAGCAGUAAUUUAUUAUUGUUAAGGCAUUUAUUUAAAGCAGCCAUAUCUGAUGGGCAAGGCUAUGCUGUGCAUAGGUUCUGUGAAUUUAGAGAUUGUCUGAAAUAAUGUUUUACAGUGGUACCUCGGAUUAAGAACUUAAUUCGUUCCGGAGGUCCGUUCUUAACCUGAAACUGUUCUUAACCUGAAGCACCACUUUAGCCUAUGGGGCCUCCCGCUGCUCCCGUGCCACUGGAGCACAAUUUCUGUUCUCAUCCUGAAGCAAAGUUCUUAACCCGAGGUAAUAUUUCUGGGUUAGCGGAGUCUGUAACCUGAAGCGUAUGUAACCUGAAGCAUAUGUAACCCGAGGUACCACUGUAUUUCGUAAUGAUCUUGAUGCCUUAAGGGUGCAUUUGCACUUGCAUGUGCUGCUGAUUACUUUAAUUGUAUCAGGAAGUAACACAAAUAUAUCAAUAAUAGCAGAAACAAAGCAGCACUGGAGAAUCCUGCAGCAGAAUAGCUUCUGCUGCCAUGCAGACUAGACUGACCAUGCUAAUCUGUGGUGCAGACAGAUGGCUGAGCAGCAUGAACUAAUGACCAAUGCAGUGGGAAACACAGGGAUUAGAUGUUCAUCAGAGUGUGAGCUGAACCUUGAAAUACUGACAUUGCAAACAAGUUUCUAGAAGUUUUAUAUUUCCUAUCUCUUCUGCACAGUGUUGGAGUACUUACUGCAAACUCAUUUCUAUCAGAAAAAUGAAGCCCUCAAAGAACAAAAAUGUAGAAUAUUCAGAAGGUUUCUAUAAGCCCCCAUUAGCUGUCCAGAAGACCAGUGCUGAGAUAAUAAAUGAAGCACGAAAUACACUAAGGAUUUUAAGAACUCAAAGACCGUUCACACCAAGGGAGGAGCAAAGGAAGCUUUUUGGAUCUGCGUCUUCAAGAACACCUGAAAACAGACCACCUUCUGCUUUUAGGUAUGGGGUUUUGGAGGGAAUGGCUAUAACCCUAUAUUCCAUGUGAAUGGGGGAUAAAAUAUAAGUGUCUGUCACCAAUAUUGAUUCAGGUGAAUCAGAGAAGUAUAAAAACGCAGGUAUAAAAUUCUCCAUCUAUUUUGGUAGGGAGUACAUGCUUCCUGCUGUAUGGAUGUAGCUGAUAAGAAGUUUGGCUAGAAAUAACUGAAGUGUUUCUGACAACUUUUAAAAGGAAAAGAAGUAUUCACUGUCAACCCAAAACUAUUAUUAGGUUUAAUGUGUAGGAAGCUGAAGCACCUCUCAUUUGCUUUCUGGAUGUGUCAUCUCCUGCUCUUGUUGAUUUUGACAUUCCCAAAGGAAUUGCUUCUAAAAGAGAAGCACUAUCACAAUAUGGAUUGCCAUUACAGCUGCUCGGUAGCCAGCAUAGAGGGGACUUGGAAUAAGGCAGCGUUAUUCCUUGUGCCAUUAAGUAGAAUAGGCACCAUGGCAUAUAACUAGCCCCUUUAUUUUCUUUACAUCUUCUCUAACCUGUGUUUUGUUUUGCAUUCCAAAAAAGUGAUUUUCAGUAAAGCAAUUUGGCAGAGGUAGAAUUUUCACUCCAUUAGUAUGCACAUAGAAAGUACUUUUUGAAGAAAAACAUGUUAUCUACACAUUUAAUUAAUAUGUUCUGUUUUUCAUUCCAGUCUUCAUGCUUCCAGCUUUGAAUGGGUUGAAUCAAGGCCUGUCUCUUGUGCACGUCUAAGCCCACUGGACCAUGUAUGUAUUAUCUUUUAGCAGGGCUUUGUGUAUUCUUUGCUCCAUUAAAAUUAUGUGCCAAGAAAGACUGCAUUUUGCAAACUUAAUGCAGAUUGACACUUAAGGCCACUUUCCAUCACUCAAGUAUUUUUCAGCUGCCUCUCUGGCUCCUUAGGAGGAACUUGCUUUUUACAAUUAUAUUAUCAGGAAAGUGAAUUUGUGCCCACUACCACAUUCGGUGCUUUUUCUGCAGUCUCGUGGAACUGUGGCAUAUCCCUAGUCCUAUCCAUUGGAAGUAAAAUUACAAAGGCUGAUACUGAAGCAUCCAUGUCUUGCUUCACCCACCCCCCUUCUUUCCAAAACCAUCUUUGGAAAUGUGUGUAAAUAAGUUUUGUGGAAUUUCACUAUAGUGGUCUGUAACAAGAAUACCCUUCGGAGUAUUUGUUCCUUUGUGAAUUCACUUAAGACCUCAGAGUCAGCUCCUGUUAUGUACCAGGAAGAUUAGAUGAAGUAGUAAACAGGCUGGCUUAAGUUUAGUGGAACUUCUUGCUCAGGGAAAACUAUUAUGAGAAGAAAUUUGUCAAUAAAUAGAUUAUGGCAAGACCCAUAAUGUUAAUAACCUCCAUCUUCUGAUUCUUACAAGUGCCUGUAUGUUAAAUUAGAUCUUUUCUUGUAACAGAAGCCAAAGUUGCUGUCAUCACCCAGGAAUAAUGAGGAGCAUCAUAUUUCACCUCCUAAAUCACCAAUAGAUUCAGAGGAAAUUAGGAGAAUCAGCAAUGCUCGUGCCCGUUUGUUUAGAACCGCAUCUCAUGGAAACCUUCUCCCAGAUAAAAUACUACUUCCCAAUGAGAGUAAGAAUGUUUCUAUUUAAUCCUUUUUACCAAGCUUUUGUAAGAACUCAAUUAUAAAAUAUAUUAGAAUCAGCCUAACUGAACAAUUGGAUUUCAUAGAGUCAUAGAGUUUGAAGGCAUCUCAAAGGCCCCCUAGUCCAACUCACUGCUGAUGCAGAAAAUUUUCUGCUCCAGCAGCCCUAGCUUGCAGUCCUAGGAACAUAGGAAGCUGCCUUAUACUGACUCAGACCACUGAUCCAUCUAGCUCUAUAUUGUUUCUCCAGGAUUUCAGGCAUGGUUCUCUCCCUCCCCUUCUGGAGAUGCCAAGUGAUUGAACUUGAAAACUUCCACAUGCAUUUCAGAUGCUCUGUUUCUGGACUAUGGCCCUUCUCUUAAAGUCCAGUGAUUUAGUUUGCAGUUCAUCCCAAGUGAAAUGUCUUUUCAUACAUUGGUGUGGAUCCUAAGGGCCAAACUGUGCAAGAUGCUAAUGAUGUGAUCAGAAAUAGUGUUGUUUUUAAAAUGAAAUGCUAGGCUGGGGGAGCUGCAGUAGUUAUUGGCUUCACAGCAUGGGAGGAGAGGUUUAAUCUCAUUAAAAGUUACACAUACCCAAAACAGAAAUGCUUGGGCAAUUAACAUUUUGUGGAGGGGGGACCUCUAGUUACUGUGUUUGGCUGUGUUUGUGUGACUUUAAUGAGAUUGUGGCUGGGAGGGAAGGCUUAAAUCAUAGAAUUGGAGAGUAGGAAGGGACCUUGAGGGUCAUCUAAUCCAACUUCCUGCAAUGCAGGAAUAUGCAGCUGUCCCAUAUGGGGAUCGAACCUGCAACCUUGGUGUUAUCAGCACCCCUCUCUAACCAACUGAGCUAUUUAGAAAGCCAUGCUUCCCCCUCCCCCCUUGCUGUUCUGCUGACUAUUCUCCUCACCACCCCAUGUGCCUGGUAUUUAAUUUUAACAAAAUCAAUGUCAUGAAUACUAUCAUGCCACUAUCCUCACGUGUAGUUAGUCCAUAAAUUAACCUUCUACAAAUGGAUGGGUUCCUUCCAUCUAUGGAAGACUUUCAGUCCAGUGGAGGAACCCACAAUCAAAAGGAGGGAGGGCAGUUUUUCACCAAUUCCUCCUGUAGCCCCACCACUCUGUUCCAGAGAGUCCCUGAGCCCUCCAGAGACUUUCAGUGGGUGUAAAGGGCUGCAGGGGGAUGGGGACUCGCCAAAAGUCACCUUCCUCCCAUUUCACCAAUAGAACUAACCAAGGAUCCAGACAACUGUGGUGAAGAUACAUCAAAAUCUUCAAUAGUUUCUUUUUAAAAAAAUCUGAUCCCUUUUUUGGGGGGGCAGGAUUUAGUUGAAUGUAUGAAGGAAGGGUUUGGGUUGAAAUGCCAGGUAGUUAGAUUGGAGCACAUCCAUCUAUAUAUAUAUAUAUGGAUACAAUAUGUAGUUCUUGAUUUCUAUAUUAUCUAAGAAGGUAGAGGGGAUUACUUCUCAAUCAAGGGGGUGGGAUCAUAGAAUUGUAGAGUUAGAAGAGAUCCUGAGGGUCAUCUAGUCCAACCUCCUUGUAGUGCAGAAAUAUUAUUUCAGCUAAAGCAUCCAUGACAAAAGCUUAUUUCCACUGCUUUGUCCUUUGGGAAGAAAGUUAGAGAGAGACUGCUUUGGGGAAACUAUUAAAUUUGAGUGUGCUUCUUUAACCUUAUCUUACUACUGAUGCUGCAGUAUAUAAAACAUUUUCACUUAGUUUAGGAAUAAAAGUUUCUAUACAGUAGAAAGGUAAGAGCUCUUAUGAAUUAAGAUGUCAUUAGGAGUUCAUGUGUCUUUAGAAAAAACUUUGAUGGAAAGAAUACCAGCCUGCAUCAGUUCCUUUUAUACCGAUUUCUCUUAUUUUAGUUAAUGCCAGCUAGCAAGGACAGUUAUUACAAUGUGAAUAAUAAUAUUUCAGAAGACUAGCUGUCCUUUUAAGGACAUCUUUCUGUAUGUUUCCUUUAUAAGAACACUUUAACCAUUUUGUUAAAACAGGUAAGACACUGGAUUUUGAAGACCACCCUACCACGUGUGAUCAUUCUGGAACUAGAGAUGAAAGUCAAAACCUGACUGUCCAGUUGACCUUUACGGAUAAGUGUGUUCCAUUAACAUAUAAAGAGCAUCAAAAUAAGAUAGAAGGGGAAGAAGUAUAUUCACAAAUGACAGACAUUUCACCUUCACCUCAGUGCAGCAAUCAAUGGUCAGUAUUUUAUUUAUCUUCAGGUAUUUUCACACAAAACGUUUAAAAGUGGGAGCAGCUGGUGUGCUGCAGUGCUGUCAUGGAGCCACGCUGCUGACAUCAGCAUCACUGUUGCUUACUGGGGUGGUGCAAGGGUGCAGGAUGGCACAGGAUGCAGAAGGGCCAUGUUGGCUCCAGCAGUGCACCAACACAGCACUGGUCUCACUGCCCUUCCACCUGUCCCAGGUGGCAGUGGUAUCGCUGUCAGGAGAGUGGCUUCAUGGCACUACACCAUUGUUAGCUGUCAUGAUGGUUAUCACAAGAAAAUGGAUAUAUUUAAGAAGGAUUAAAUAAGGAUUUAUGGUAUAGUUAAAUCUGGUCCAUAGCUAUUGCUGAAAAAUUAGCUCAAAAAUUAAGAUAUGCUAGAGGCCAAAUAAAAACAUUAUUUUUCAACUACAUGGCAAAAAAAAUGAUUUUACAUAUUAAAGAUGAUAACAGUGUUCAAAUUCCUCUUGUAAAAUAUGCUACUAUUUGGAAUUCUUAGUAACUCUCCAGUUACUGAUAGUUAUAAAUGAAACAAAUCUUUCAAAUAAUGUUACCACCCAGCAGUUUGAAAGCAUACCAGCGUGAGUGGAUAAAUAGGUACCAUUGUGGUGGGAAGGUAAACAGCGUUUCCGUGUGCUCUGGCUUCCGUCAUGGUGCUCCGUUGCUCCAGAAGCAGUUUAGUCAUGCUGGCCACGUGACCCGAAAAGCUCUCUGUGAACAAACACUGGCUCCCUUGGCCUGAAAGUGGAGAUGAGCACUGCACCCCAUAGUCAAAUUUGACUGGACUUAACUACCCAGGGGUCUUUUACUCAACACCAAUAAUAAUAUUACUAUUUCCCCCCAGGGAUUUUGAAUGAAGCGACCCAAAUUUGUGUAUGUAUGUUUAAUUUUCAUCUUCAUUAAAUUUUAUUGUAUUUCUUUAUUCCUGGUUCAAUUGCCCACCCCUUAAAAAGACACUGGCUUGCUUCUCCCCUUGGCAAGUGCUUUUUAGCUUUACCUACUGGUGCAGUUAAGGAAAACUAGUUCUUAAUCUAUCAAAGGAUCAAAUGGUUUCCUCUUGCAUUGGUGUUAGGAAUCUUAGCACCAAACUUUGUGCUUCCUGCUGUUGUAGACAACUGUUUACAAAAUUAAGGAAUACUUCCUAUGCCCCUUUUCCUGACAACAGCAAAUCGCUGCCCCUCUCCAAAUACUCUUUAUGGAUCUAAACAUACAGGACCCAGGGUCAAAACUAUCAUUCUUGUCCAGGCUGUAGUUUAAGCCUCUUGUACCCCUUUCUCAAAAAUUGAUGCUACAUUUGUUUGCAUUGUUUCUAGGAACAUUAUUUACUUUAACAAUAAUGACAACUAAUGAAGCUUCCAAACAAAAAACAAACAAAAAAGUGGCUAGGGUAUUGGAUGCAGACAUUCUGCUACAUUCCCUAAAACAUGGAUUCUGAGCCCUUGUUAGAUGAUUGCAAUGAAAAAAUAUACCACUAUUUUCCCAGGCAAUGUUUUUUUAAUGUCCUUGGGACUAUUAACUUUAGUGAGAUGCUCAUUUUGUCUCCAUUCAAGUAGGUGUCAUUGAUACUUAAUUCCCCAAUGGUUAUCAGCCAACAGUUCUACUUUUUGCCUUUCUUACCAGUGCAUCUGCUCUGCUUAAGAUUGAUCAGGACUGUAUGCAUGCAAUUGUUGCUGCAGAAGAAUCUGCCAGUUCCAAGAGGCCAGGAGUAAAAAAAAUGUCUAAUUAAUUUGUACCCAAUUUCUCCUCCACCAAACGAUUACCUGAUUGUGCCAGCUGUUGCUAUGCUAUCACUUUUCUAAAAUAAGAUGGAAUUAAUGCUUGAGUACACUUGAGUUUCUUACAAUACGUUUCAUAGUAAUAUUUCAGAGUAAUAUUAUCAGCUAAAGUUUCUUUAACUCUGAGCCUGAGAAAGUACCGGUAAUUUGAUAACCAGUUCUAACAGUUUAGAAUGUAGCUAUUGGAAAACAGCUUGUGUCCUGGACUUAAUCCAAGUCUGCACAUUCUACGGUAUAUUGGAAAGACCAAACAAAAGGAAAGAGAUUGAAAGGCAAUGAGGAAUGGGUGCAGAAUGGGAUGCCAAGCACAGGGCACUUGAAAUUUAAUAGGAAAAGUUGGGGGGGGGCAAGUUGGUGGAAGGAGGCAGAUAUAAAGGAAGGAAUAUACUUCGUUUUCAUCCUAAGCUGAUUUAUGUCCCUUCAUACUAAAAUACUUUGUAUAACGGAUUUCAUGGGCCGCAAAAACAUAUUGAGCUUUUCCAAAUUUGCUUUCAUUCUGCUCAUUUUGUAUGGCAGCGAGGCUGGAAAUUAGUUUUCGUCCCCAAGUGAAUACUUGCUUGCAAAGGGUUUGCAUCUACCGUUCUUCAUAAUUGAUGAAACUAUGCCUUGCACAGAGUGAUAAUUGUUAAAUUUGCAGGUAUACUCAAAUAAUUUGUCGCUUCGCAGAAUUACUGUUGCAGUUAAAUUUCUUUACAUUCACCUAAACUGAUUUAUCUCUAUCGGCACAUUUUCACUUUUUCUUAUCCAUAUUACUUUUGAAUGCUAGAUGUUUACAUGCCCUCCAGUUUUGAGGCAGAUUGUUCUAUUUCAUUUUCGCUGUGCUUAGUGAAUAUGAUUUGACAAUGCCUAAUUAUGGUAGCAAAGUAUGUAGGAUUAAAAUCUUAUGUAAGUGGAUUGAUGCUCUUUAAAUUCUAGUAUUCACACUGACAAAAGCACUGCUCUACGUAAUAGGCACCUUUAAUUUUUCUUAUGUCCAUGUUAUUCAGGUACAUGCUUACAGUUAUAAGAUUGUCUCUAACUAAGUCAGAGUAGACCCAAUGAAAUCAAUUGACCUACUCAUAAGUAUGAGUUGUAUAAAAUCCUAUGGGAUGUAAAAAAACCUAUCUAAUUCAAACAUAAGCUUCUGCUCUAGUUCCCCUCCUCCCUUUCCCCCCUGUCCUUGUGUCCCCUUUCCUGGAAUUUGAUAGUAACUUAGACAUGAACUUCUAGCCAUAAGAACUGCCCAGUGGAUUCACUGGCUGUAAAUGUUGCUUCAUAUUAACAUUUUGUGACCAAAUUACCACGGGACCAUUGAAAUUCAAGCAGAACUCUUGUUUCUUUAAAAGUACUCUAUGCCACCUUUCACAGCAAAGCCUUCCCAAGUUGGUUUACAGAAGCUUAAUAUGCAUAAUGGGAUGGUUAGAUAAUUACUCCUCAUAAUUAAGAGAAUUGUCUUUCUCUCACAAGCACCAACAAAUGUGGGGAUUAUAAAGGUGAGAUGGAUGUAUGGUUGUUUUGUGGAAAUCUUAAUUGAGCUCAGAAAUGAGAAUUCACAGACUCUUAACUGCUUUGUACACUGCAAAACAGUAUGGAAAUGAUAGAAGAGUAUUUCAAAGCAAACAGGGUUUUUUUGUAAAAUAAAAUCUACCUGAUAUUUUCUGUUGAAAAUAUAAAAAAUUUUCUGUUGAAAAUAUAAAAUGUAUACCUUUUUUGAAGAUCAGAUGUUAAUAUAUACAUUUUGCAUGAGCACCAAUUGCUCUAAGAAAUUACCAUAAGUAGAAUUUAAGGCUAACAUUUAGAUUCACUUCAUUAUUUCAUGACAGCAAAAUCCUUUGUACUGUUGAUUCUCUUAGUCUUGAAUAGAAAAAGAAGUUUGUCAGUAUUUUAUGUUCAAUAAUGGCGGCCUCUUGUGGCCUGACAGUUUAACUGCAGCAUGCUUUGAUUGAUUCGUGAAAUAUUGUUUAAAUACAACUUGUGGGAAAAUGUAAGUAAUAUAUAAAAUUAUUAACUGUAUUAAACAAUUGACAGUCUCACUUAUGAUAAUGGUAAACACAAGCGGUACUGGUAGUAAUCAGUGAGGUGGAAGCACAAAAGGAGGAAAUACUAUUUGGGCUUUCAUUGCUCCUAAAACUAGCUGGUUAAAAUGUAUAUAAUAUGAUGAUGGGCCUUUUGCCUCAGCUGGGGAUUGCCUGUUGGCUUUCAAGACUGGCACCAGAAGACGUAAAUAAACUUAUGGCUAUUUUGCUUAGCUAAGGCUGGACAGAGCAGACAGACUCCUGCUCUAUCUAUAAGAUUCCCAAACUGAUUGUGGUGAGUUAACUUAGGCCAAGAAGUUUCACAGUGUCAAUACUUGGCAGCCUCUGCAUUGAUCCUCUGAUUGUGAGCUGUGGUUGGUAGUCCCAAUCAGAUAAUAGGAAGUUAUUGGGCUAGGGGGGAAGCCCAACUUUCCAGUUUAUCAGAAAGUUGGCGUUUAUGUUCUAGUUUGGGUUGCUGAGAAAACCCCAGAGUCUGAGACUACAGUGUGUGCAUUUUCCUGGGGGAUGGUUUGGUGAAGUUCUACCAGCACUGAGGUGCACUUUCAAUUUUCCAAAAAUAACUUUCCCAGUUGUGUGCAUGGAAAGCUGAAAGUGCUACUAUGUACAUGAUGUGUACCUACAGUUUUCUCUGUGUUAAUCUCAUCUCCCAUUUUUAAGUGACCAGGUUAACGGGCAAGAAAGUCCUUCAUCAUGCCUAGAAAACUCUGAGUGGACUAAGUCUGCAACUGUGUCAGGUACAUCACAUCGUUUGGUUAAGCAUAGAUUUUUUAAAAAAAUUACUGGUUUUCUUUCUUGUACACUGUUGGGUUGCACCUUUGCAUUUAGAAAACAUAAGUGAUAUGCAUAGUUGCAAGCAUCUGAUUUUUUUCGUGAAGCUGUUUUUAUUGUGGAUAGCAGUCAGACAUGUGAUUUGCUGAUUAUGUUCUUUCUCAACAUUUUUCUUCAAGAAGUACUCACAGCUAACAUUUUACAGGGUGUUGUAACAUAAUACCUGGAAAUAAUUCACUGGGGUCUACUUCCAAGUAAACAUGCUUAGGAAAGAUUGUGCCUGAUACCAGCAUGCCAACUAAAUCUAAAAGUUGCACCAUGCCAGCUUUCACACCUUGCUGCAUUGUGUCAAGUUUCUGUCAAGUUUCUGAAUAGACAUGAUGUUCUGUUUUAUUUAUUUUCUAACUAAAAAUAUAACCUAUACCUGAAAUUUGAAAUAGCCUUUAGAUUUGUUUCACUUAUAUAAUUUUUGAGUGUUCCCUUCUAAUUAAAAACUGGGCUAGAAGUGAUUCAACCUGCCUGGUACUCUAAUUUGCUAAACAGGCAUAUUGGAAGCAACCCAUUACAAAAGUCUUUUUAAUGGAGCAUUCAGAAGCUGCAAAAGAACAUCAUCACUCAGUAUUAUGAUAUGCUAGCAGUGGUUAGAAUUCGUAUGCAGCUGCCCAAUAUACAUUCUCAUUUAGUACAGAUUGACAUAGAUUAGGCAGUCAAGCUAUUUUACACUGCUAAGAACCUGUUAGAGUGAUUCACUUAUAUGUAAAGCUUAGUGUAUUUCUUUUCCAUUGCUUCUGCAAAAAGGUUGAAACAGUAAGCUUGGAAGGGUUCGACUUUCAGUGUUGCUAAGGCUUUUGUAUUUACAUACUAAGAACAGCAGCCAAUAAAUGCAAGCCAAUGUCAUUUCUCUGACCAGACUGCAAAGAUGUGGUUAUGACCGACAAACCACCAAGACAUUUUGUUCAACUUGUCAAUUUUUGUUGUUUAAGUUUCCUUUAAAAAAAAAAAAAUCAAACAUACAUUGAGUUAGUUGAAAAUAAUAACCUUAAAUAAUUUUUUAUUGCUUAGGCAGAUACUGUACUUUAGAUUGUUAAGAUUCCACUCAUUUACACAUUCUAAAGUAUUAAUAUGGUUGUUAAAAUCAGUUUUGCAUAUGUUGUGUAAGUUUCAUUGUGUGGUCACUUAAUAACAUGUUUUCAAAUUUCAGAAAAUACUUUGGAAGCUAAUGAGACAGAAGAGGAAGAAAACUACUGGAAUAUGAAAAUUUUACCAAUUCUACAUGAAUUAGAGUCUGGUGCAUAAUGGUUUCUAUGAUACUUGUUAUGACUUUCACAAAAUAGAUUUUCUGAUACUUACUUCCAGUAAUUGAUAUUCCAAUUAAUGUUCUUGCAUUGGUAAUAUAUUGUGGCCUAUGGUUGAGGGCGUGAUCCACAUCCGCUUUUCAGCACUAUGAUCAGGACUGCCAUUUCAGAUUUGGGGUAGGGGGAAAUGCUAUUUAACAUGUACACGAAGCCACUGGGAGUGGUCAUUAGGAGAUUUGGGCAGUGCGCUAUCAGUAUGCUGAUGACAUUCAGCUGAUGCAGAUCACCAUGAUAUCAGGUGACCUGCUUUUGCCUGCAUGGUGUGAAAUCAAACCAUGGGGGCAAAAGCAUAAACCGCAAGGCACUGAGAGUCAGCUGAUCAUUAGUGCUUGUAGAACACUAUGCACAGUGCUUUGCAAGUUGCAAGGAGCAGCUGGUCAUUGAAGGUUGCAAAUCAUUGUGCAUAGGGCUUCACAGCACCUGAGGUGCUUUGCAAGUGUUGUCAAUCAGCUGAUCAGUGAUGCCUGCAAACCCCUUUUGGCUGGGCCACAUGUUUACCUGCACCACAUAUGACAUCAUAUAUGGCAUCUAUGAAUAGGGCAGGUGGGCGCAGCUUGGCCAAAAUGGCAUUACAGUACAGACCAAAUGGAGAGAGCUGAUGGGCCUAAUUAGGCCCGUGGGCUGGAGAUUCCUCACCACUGACCUAAAGGUUUCAGGUUUAGGCUACAGUUUUUAGAAUCAUGCUUGAUACUGAGUUUCUUAUAUCUCUGUAACGCUUUUCCUUUUAGUCAAUUUAUGGUUUUGUUUUUUCUUGGUGACUCUGAAAAAUGUUUGAUAAUUGAUGUUGCUUUAUUCUUUUCCAUAUCAAAUAGAGGACAACGUAGAAAGACUUUGCCAUGCCUGUACUAUUCUCUAUAAGGCCUUGGAGGAAGGAAAUAUGCUUUGCAAGCGAUUUAAAAGACGAAAUUUGCUUCUGAAGACUUUAUACAAAUUAGUUGACAUUGCUUCAGAUCCGCUUGGCCUGAAACUUGCAAAAAUUAUUCUGGGCGUAAGUUAAAGUGUGGAGGGAUCAUGGUGCAAUUUGAUGUUUUGUAUGUGCUUUAAGCUCCCUGUUUGUGUGAAAUUGUAUGAUGAAUCCUAAGUAUCAAGAAACACAAUAACUUUUCACAAAAGAGAACACACAGAGUUAAACCAGAAGUUCAAAAAUACUGAAUUAAUAUAGUUUUAUAAGUAUGAAAUACAAAUCCUGUGAGCAUGUGAUUUUUAAUAAUUGCACUAUUAAAACAAAAAUCUGUAUUGCUACAUGGUAUCCAAAAUAUAUGUUUUGUAUUAUUGGUUUUAGCGCACCAGAAUAUCCAGAAUAUUUGUCUGUUAAUGCUGUGCUAUGCAUCAAACUGGAAAAUUAUAAGCCUCUCUCAAGUGAAUCAGAUGUAUUAGAUUGUUAAGUAAAGCCACAGAAACUUCCUGUCAGAAAUAAACCAUUAAAAUGCAACCCACAAUAAAAAAGAUGAAAUCUCUGAUUAAAAAACCUAAGGAUCUGGGGGAAAAAUCUUAUGAUUCUCUCACUGCUCUAUGUAUCAUAGGCUCUUAUUCCACGUUGAAAAUAUUGGAGGGAAAGAGGUGAAACUCAUUUGCAUACUUUUAGUUUUCAUACUCAGUGAAAAUUUUAAUACAGCUUGAAUGACUGUAAUGGGUGUGCAGGAACAGUCUUGUCAGCCAUUCUGACAUGACGUUCUCAUUUUUAGAUUUUAAACUGCAUUUGUACAAAAACCCUUCACUCCUAUAAAAAUAGACCUCAGAAUCAUGAGUGCAAUACAGGUAAAAUUAGGCACAUCUGUAGAGUUCUCUGACUUAAGCACAUGAAUAUGUACGAGUCUUUUAGUUGCCUUUUGGUUUCUAUGCUUUUAAUAUAUAUUGCCCAUGAAAGGUUGUAGUCUCAUUGAAAUCAAGCUCAUGCUUAAAUCUCUCACACCAAAAACAGUGGAACUUAAAAAUUGCAUAAAUGGUUUGAAUUGCACCCUUUAUUUUGUGUUAUGCCUGAUUAAAUUUUUGUGUAGUAUUUCAUGCAUGCUUUCCAUAUCUUCUCACCAAUGUGUGUGCGCGCGUGCGUGUGCCUUUAUAUGUGUGUGUGCUUGUUUGGAUAAGGAGCAGUCAUAUCACUUUUGCCCAGGAAUUCAAGAGCACAGUUAGGAAAGGAGAGUCUGAGAAUUCUGUGAUUAAUUAUGCCAGAUAGCCAGUUAUGAUGUAACAACCCCAGCUUCCUAAACCAUAGUUUAAGAUUUUUGGGAACCCAUCAAGUCCUUCCUGCACUUUUUUGACACACUGAUCCUUGUCUAUUUAAAACAGAUAUCCCCAUCAAGUAUUGAUUGCACUGAUGUUGCUUUUUUCCUGUGUUAUUUGCAGCUGAAAGUAAGUGGAAAGAACCUGCUUAAUGUCUGCAAACUGGUGUUUAAAAUAAGCAGAAAUGAAAAAAAUGAUUCCAUCAUUCAACAUGACCAAAUAUUGGGUAAGUAUCUUAUAAAUUCUACCAUGGCUGUACCCAUGUUUUAUUUCUUGGGUAAUUUAUAAGAGAAAAUACACAUUUAAUUUGUUGGGGGAAAUGGAGCAGUCUAGAAAUGAAGCAGGAAUGCAGACAUGAUUUCCAGGCUGCAUUUUGAUUUUAGAUUGCUUCCCCCCUCCCCCCCGAGCAUAAAGCACUCUGAAUUUCCCACACUAUUCAGUAUCCAGGUAUGUCUGCCUUUGAUACUUCAAGGAUGGAGGGAAGUUUUUAUUUUAACCUUUUGAACUCAAAUAAACCACAACUGAGCACCAGAAAAAAUGUCAGCUCACAUCUAUAUUCAGCCAGCCUGCUAUCUUGAAGGUAGUGAAUGUAUUUGAUACCAGAACGUAAUCAGUAAUUAUGAUACCUCAUUUUGAUUACUUAGAGUCUUGCAUAUGUACACUCUGAAAUUGGGUGGCGGUAGCUUGUGUGAAUCAGAGCUCUGCUCACCCAAGCUCCCUCCAGCCAGUUUCCCUGAUACUGUAGCCCCUCAUCCCAGCCCUGUUCCUUUUCAGAACAGGGGUUUUUUUUGGGGUGGUGUAACAGCAGGCUGCCUUGGGAAGGAGGAGGUGGGGAAUUUCCCUUGGGCAAAUGUCUGGGCACUCCCACUCUUGGUCACUUCAAGGUAAGAGGCAAUAAGCAUUGUUCAGAUUAGCAUUCACAAUUUUCUCCAUAGAUUCUCUGCUAGAAGUUCUGAGAGCUGAAGACUUGCAAGCAACUACUGAGGCCUUUCUCUAUUGUAUGGGCGCUAUAAAAUUCAUUUCUGGAAAUGCAAAGCUCAUUAAUGAGAUGGUCAGCAAGGGAACUGUUGAAAUACUGUUGCAACUCAUGAAGCAGAUCAAUGAAAUUAAUGAAAAUGAUGCUCGGUUUUCCAGUUCAGGACACCUCUUGGUUCAGGUCAGAGUUAAACUUUUAUUUCAACCAGAUAAGAUUUGGGACCAGUCUUGAGACUUUGCGUGAAAUAUAAAACAAUGAUAGGGAGAAAACAGGUACGUGUGUAUUUAUGUAUAACAGUUGGAGCUUCACAAGUUAUGGUAAAGAAUAGGAAAUAUAGGAACAAAUAAAAAAUAACUAAAGAUAGCAAUUUAUAUAUUCCUGUAUAAGAUACACACAAUUAUCUUUUAAAAACACUUUUGACUUUGCCCCUUAGAUAUUUUGAUUUCUACUGGUUAUCAUUUGUUAAUACAAAACACCAACUUUAUUUUAUUUAGAGCUUCCUUAUAUCAAAAGGAAAGCAUUACCAAUCACUGCUAUUUGUUUAUCAUUCCACACUUAUUUAAAUCCAUUCAAAUCUUGUUCAAGUGUAGUGCAAAUUUAUCUUCUCUGACUAGCUCAUGUUGCCUAGAUGAAUUUGUUUAGAGUUGCCAUACCCCUCAUUUCAACAUACUUACUAAUCUCUUGAAUCUUAGUCUCUGGUUUUAUUUCCUGUACUUUACAUAUACAAUUGUAGCUGCUAUGAUCACUUGAAAAUGAAGAGGUAAUGAAGUAUUACUCUUAGAAGGAUUCCCUUUGCAAAUAAUGAAGAUAUGGAAAAAUAAAAGUAUUCUGGAAGCCAAAACAUUCUGCCACAUAAAUAAAAAAAGCUCUAUUUUGCUAAAUAUAGUAACAUGUGCUUUAUUUUAGUGAUUAACGAAAUCCUAAAAGGGAUCCAGAGCAAGCUUAUAGGAAGUGCUGUUUGAUGCUCUUACAGUUAUCUAUCUCACCUGUUAUGCACACAAACAAUAUGGUGGUGUUGGACUGUGGUGUAUAGUAAUCAUGGGGUCACUAUGAGAAAAUAGUAGUACUCCAGCAAGGGAAGGCCAAAAAAAAAAAAGUUUAAUUCUUGUGACUACUUUCUAUGCUUUUGGCAAGUUGGGGGAAAAGUGAUAAAGGAAUGGAAUCAAAUGUCUUUAUGCCCUAUUCUAUUAUUUAAGAGGCAAAAGCAAGCUAGCAGAGAGGCAAUUUUCAGAGGAGAUUAGAAAAGAGAUAGAGAAUCAGUGAAGCAAAGAGAUGCAAGAUAGAUGUUCCGUACAGCAGCAAUAGCUGAUGAAAAAGCUCUUGUUCCAGUAUGGAUGAUGAUGAAACAUGGAAAUUGGAGUUUGACUAUUGACAAGAGUAGAGGGGACAUGCAGAUCACUUUGCAAAGGGCAUUUAUGUAAGUCUAGCAGUGGGAGUCAUUGGUAAAGUUCUCAUCAAAACAACCCCCCUUUUGCUUGUAUUGUGCUUUGUAGAAAGUUUACAAUUUGGAGGGAUUUUAAUGUUGAAUUAACCAAGAUUAUCAUUACUAUUGUGGUCAUCACUCUGUAGAAGAGGAGAUGCAACUCCAAGAGAACAAUAUUGUUGAUAUAACUCACAACUUAGCAGAGCCAGAGACAAUACAGAAAAGAGCAACUAAAACAAUGAAAGCAUUGGAGCAUGUUCUCUACAAGGAAAGGCUGGAAUAUUCUUGGGAAUUUUCUAUUUUUGGAAAAGAUAACUAUAUGAGAAAGGAUUAUAAGUUUAUGAAUGGGAUGGAGAAAGUGCAUAGAGAGACUUUUUAUCCUUUUCUCUUCAUAUUAGGGUCAUGUAAUGAAAUCAGUUGGCAGCAGAUUCAGAACAGUCAAGAGGAAGUAUGUCAUCACACAGCAUAUAGGGUGUAGAAUUCACUGCUGAAAUUAUUGCCAGCCAUGAUUGUUUUCUUCCAUGGAAGGAAGUAUACCUCUGAAUACCAGAUUCUUGAAGGGUUGUUGACUUCAUGGUUUGCGUGUGAGCUUCCAGAAAAAACAAAAGUUGCUCUGUUACAAAGGCAAGCUCCCUUUAACUAGCUGCCACUGUUCCAGAGCAACCCCAGCUUGCCUUCCUUCAUAUCUCAGUUCACAUUUUGUUAUUUUUGUUCAGUGGGUUAGCUAUUCAUAGAGUAGCAAAUGAACACAUCCAAAAUGUAGGAAGCUUUUAAAAAAACCGAAAGCUGCUGUUCACCACCACCUGUCCCACUAUUGGCAAUCUUGUCCUUGCUGGCUUUACCAGUUGUUUGUAUGUAUAGUCUUCUUUUUGAAUGCUCUGAAGUACAUGAAAGGCAAAAUAUAAAAAGUCAACAUUUAAACAGCAUUAACAUGUGGAACCAAAAAUUAAAAUAGCCAUAGUUCUCAGUCACUGACAAACCAGAGGCCUGCCUAAAAAGAAAACACUUAAAUUGCCUUCUGAAAGGAAUCUGUGCAGUGAACUCUGAUUUGUGGCUGCUAUGUCAGAAAAAGCUUUACUGCUGGUAGAAAUCUGCUACUGAUGCUUCCUACUUUAUGGCAUAGCAAAGUACAUGUGUAAGAAGACAAAUUGUCAAAUACGAUGGAUCCAUGCAGGGUUUAAAAAGUUAAAAUCAGCACAUUGAAAUUAGGCUGGCAACAAUGACCAGCAAAGUUAUUGUAAUAUGGCAUAACAUACUCCAUGCAGUUAGUGGUGGACAUAUCCUGCUGUAUUCUGAACCAGCUGAAUUAUCUAAUUAUCUUCAAGGGCAGCUUUACACAAACUGUAAUAUAGUAGUUAAGUUGUGAGGUCAUCAGGGCAUGCACAUUACAAGUUGUGUGUUUAAAGAAGGGCACCAUUGAAAUUUGUGCUGAAAGGGGCACACUGAGCGCCACAUGCAACACUUUACCAACCCAGGAGGAAACUCAGAUCCAGAAAUAUGCCCCAAAUGCAUUCCUGGUUCUUUGUGGGGAGUGUUAUCUCAUCCAGGGCAAGCAUUACUGAUUUCAAGAAACUGCUAAAGCUAGUUCUGUUGGAAAAGAAACGGAGAACUGGGUAUUGUCAGUAUACUGGUGACAUCUCCCUCCAAACUGCAAGACAACCUUCCCCAAUGGUUGAAUGCAGAUGUUAAAUAUAAGAGAAACACUGCAGGAUAAUUCCUGCAGAGAAGGGCAGCAGCCUCCUAAAACCACCUUCUGGAUCCUUUCAGCAAGGUAGGAGUAGAACUACUGCAAAAGUAUUGUCCUGUACUUCUAAUCCACAAAGCUGGUCCAGAAGGAUACUGAAAAUGAAGGUGCUGAAAGUGGCAGAAUUUGUACCCCUUCUGUCUAUCUCCUGGUGAAGGUAAAUCUUGGCCCCAACCCUUGGUCAGAAGCUAGAUUGAAAUGGGUUUAGGAAAUUUGGUUUCAUCCAGGAGUGUCUGUCAUGGUUUGCUCUAGUAUUUUGGCUAAAAAAAAGGAAGGAUCAUCACAUGCACAUGCAGUAGUUCCCUGGCCAGUUGUGAAGAGAUACUAAGUAAACAAGACAGGUCAAAAGGCUGGAGGAGAUGGAUUCACUUGUAUCCAGGCAAGGAACAACAUACUGUCUGCUUUCAAAAUAGAGAAAUGUGAGUCGUGCUGUCCUCUAUCCUGUUUUUUAAAAUUAUGUCUGUAUCAUUGCUUCGUAUUCCAGAGUUUAAAUAAUCCACACUAUUUCAUACAUGUCUGUAGAGUUUCUUAGAGCGGCCAUCAGAGGAGGCUUAGGCUAGAUUAAAUUUAGCAAGCUUAGGCUUGUUAAAUUUUCAAAAGUGUCUGGGACUCAUAAUAAUGUGAUGAUUUAUUCAUGUUUAAAUAUAUUUUCUCCAGCUCACUGCCACUUUGCGGAACAUGGUUGACUUGCCUCAGUCAAGGUGCAAGCUCCUGGACUCUGAAGCAUUUCCAGAGCUUUGUCUGAUGUUGGAGAAGCGUAUGAACGACAAGGAUGUCUGCACCAAUGUGGCCAGAAUAUUCAGGUAAAGUCCUUUAAAGAAAUACAAUACAGUUUUUUGUUUCCCAUGGAGCAAAUACUUGCAGCACCCACUUCUUCACCUCCAUCCCCAGCCAUGUUGGUUUAUUUUGUACUACCAUCUUUUGUAUGUGUGCAGCUUUAAUCCUUGAAAUAUUGUUGUGGAUAUUGUUUUGAAGGGGAAAUGUUCUGCCUCAUAGACUUAAGUCACAUAAAUGGAUAUACACAGAAACAGUCCUUAAGUACCGAAGUCAGCUUGUAUGCAGUUAGGGAAUUUUAGACCCUGGACUUCGUGGUUUUUAUGGUGCCCCUUUUCUCUUUAAAUAGCAGUGUUGGUUAUUUUGCUUACUUCACAACAUGGCUAGCUCUCCGGUAUUUUGCUAAUUUCACUGAGUGAGGCCCUGGACCCCAAAGUUCUGACCUGGUGGCACCACUGCUUGCAUUUGCCUUGUCUGAAAUAGGACCCAGUUGCACAUGCAGGCUGUACUUGCAGAAUUAAAUGUGUUUCGCCUCCUCAAGUCGUAUGACAUUAUUAACUAAAUCUCUGUUUGGUCUCUCCUUUGUGCUUGAGUCACCAGCAUUGCUAAGCCCAAGAACCCCAUGCAAAAAUCAUGAAAGGAACUUCUGUAGGAAUUGAACUGGGAAGCAAUUCCUUUGCACAUACACAUUCCUAGGUUCAAUCCUUGGCAUAAUCAGUUAAGGAAGGAUGUCCACAAAUCACUGAAAGGCCUGUAUCUCAAAUUUCCCAGAGCAACUGCUAAUGGGCUCUUCUACACCUCCUUUGCAAAUCCAUUUUUCAUAUCCGUUUUGUACAUUGUUUGUGCAUUGUAGCCCUCGGUUGUUCCAUACCACUUCUCACUGUUAGCACAUCCCAUUGUCACAGGACCACACACCCUGCUCAUAUGUUUCUUGGGUUUAGUGUCAUUUUGCUCUUUUUGAAACCCAUGGACCCUUUGUCAACAACCCAUAAACCCAAUUACACUCCUUUCUGUCACUGUUUCCAGCUGAAAUAAGGAAAAGCACAUGCCCUGCUUCUCCCUGCCCCCCCCCCCAGCAUUUCUGUGGCACCAUUUGAUUACCUUUGCACUCUGAGUAAACAUCACUUCUAGGUGUAGCAAUGCAAUUCAGUGAUGCACUCCACUAUCUCACCCUACUAUCGUCUCUACCAGUCAGUAUAAAGCCUUUUCUUUCCCAGAACAGCUGUGAUGGAUGCUUCAUCUGCUUCUGAACCUUCCCUUAUUGAGGGGGCAUGACAAGGAAGGAAGGGUUUUACAGUGCAAUCCUCUAUGUGUCUAUUCAUAAAUAAGCCCCAUUGAGUUCAGUAGAACUGACUCCCAGAUAAAUGCAUUUAGGUUCUUAAGAAAAGGAGGUACGGGAGGGGGCUGUGGGGGUCAUGCUGCUGCUACUUGUCCUUUGCCCACAUUGAAGAUCCAUGUUACUUUGCACUUUCCUUUGAGGCAUGUUAGCCUGGAUGGGGAGGGGUGUGGGGAGGGGGGAGGGAGGGAGGGAGGGAGGGAGGAAAAGAAAGAAAGAAAGAAAGAAAGAAAGAAAGAAAGAAAGAGAAAGAAAGGGGUAGGCAGCACCAUAGCUGAAACCUUGGAUUUAGCAUUCUGUCUGGGUCCCAAGGAGGCAAAGGUUUUCUUGCCUUCCACUUUAACUGGAGGUCUCAGAUUCAGCUUUUGAUUGUCAUUGCCCUAUGCAAUAUAAUUAGCUAUUCAUUCAUAACGGCUCAGCUCCUCUGUUAUAUAAUCCUUAUCUUUACUGAAUUGGACCAGAAUCCUAGCCUAUCAGUAUGAACACUGAAAAAUAUUUAAAAAUUGAGCAAAUGACUUGGCUUGGGUAAGAGCAGGGGACAACUGUUGGAAAAGUUACCCUACUGAUGCAUGUUAUUAUUUUUAAACAUACAGCAAACUUUCUUCCUUCAAUGACUGCUGUACAGCUUUGGCAGAUUGCUCCAGAUGUUACGUCUUAUUUUUAGCCCUGCUAAACAAACACCCAAAGAAGCAGGUCAGUUUUUUCAUCUCCUGCUUUUUAUAUUUUAAUCCUCGGAUGUGUCUGUGGUGUCGUAUGUGUGUAAGCCCAUAUUCAGUGACCUACUUUCAUGUGCAUUUACAAGAUAGAAAUUUUAAACGGUUGACAGCAUUUCUAAAUAGUAAAUUAUUGAAAUGGACUCAACUUAGAUUAACAGCGGGGGCGAUAUAAGGGACAGGCAGUUGAUUAACUCCCUUCUUCUUCUUCUUAGCAUACAGAUGAGUUGUUUUUGGAGUGUUUGGGCGGGAUUCAACUGAGUUGUUGCACAAACAGAACAACAUCCGCUUGCGCAAUGAGACUUUUCUCCUUUCUCCUUCCCUUGCUUGAUCCUGUGCCCCCCAAAUACGCUCUGAAGAGUUGGGGGAACCUAGAACAGGUUUAAGGGGCGCAUCAGGGGAAGAAGUCCUGUUGAGCGAGCUCUCACACACCCUUCUUGAUGCUGUGUUGAAUUCCCCACCCUUGACAUUUCUCCUAAUGGACUUCAUUAUCAGAAAUAAGCAAUAUAAGGGCUAUGUGUUGUAUCGGGCCAAACUUUAAUUCUGACCGCCAGCCAGACAUUGGCUCCACCAUGCCUGUCUCACUGCCACUGCACCCCUCCCUUUCUCUGUUCAUGUAUUCUGCAGAGUGUCAGCAAGACAGAGGUCGGGCGAGAGGGGCAGCUCCACCACGGCAUCCGCUGCUGCCACCAGGCCUGCAAGAAAGUUGUCACACAGUAGCAGUGCUACAAUGGCUGGGUGACAACAGUGCAUGAUGCCAAGCUUCAGUGUACUAGACAUAUUUCACAAGCCUUACAAUUGCUUACCCCUUGCCUUAAGUGAUAAGUAGUCUGACUCGGUUCAUGCUUACUCAUAGAUAAAUCUUACUGCAUUCAUGGGGCACACCAAAGUAAGUGUGCAUUGCAGCCUUAGGCUUAUCAUAAGAAUUUGUACUUGUAGGUAAAUUCCAUUGAAAACAGGCCUUCUAAGAGGAAAUGUGUUUAAAAGCAGGAAGCCACCCCAUGAUAACUAAGAUAAUAUAAAAUUCCCUUUGUUAUCUCACAAAUCUGUGGGAAAUGCUGAGCGGAUAAAAAUAGUUAUUUUGUACUGGGAAUAUCAAAAAAUGUUUCACCCAAAUCCUUUGGCCUUUUAUGCCUGGAUGACUUUGCUUUUUAGGAAGGCGGGCAAUUGGCCAACAUCUCAGAAGAAUAGAGUAGCAGAGGCUAAUGACCUUUCUUCACAGUGACAAGAAGUUAUAGUGAGUGUCCCAAGAAUAUUUGUACUAGGGUCUGUUCUUUAACAUGUUAAGCACGUGAAAAGGGUAUGACCAGUGAUACCAAAAUGAUGCAUGAACAGCUAAAUAGGGAUGUCUUGCUUUAAGCCCCACUGACAUCAGUUGAAUUUAUGUGCUUGAGGUCAAAGCCCCCACCUUUUAAAUCUUAAAUAGGGAUUGCUUUACUUUUAAAGUGAGAAGUUUGUAAUCCUUAAAGAGAUGUGGGUUUACUCAAAUCUAUACCAGUUCCCCAGGGGAUUUUUGUGGUAACUGAGCCAAAACCAGCCACAAUGAGUCACUCUUUCUCUUUGGAAAUGUCACUGGUACUAGGCUGGGCUGUUGUAGGUUGAAUGAUUCUUACUUAGAAUGAAGUUAUCUGAAAUUAUUGGGACUUAGUUCAAGGGAAAUAAAUUUAGAACAAAAAUGUAAUAAUUUUAGUUUUAGGAUAUAAAGAAAUAGUUUCUGUAUUUUGGACCAAGUCUCAACAAAUCUGCCCUCUCAGCUCAUGCUGUUGUUAAUGCUCAUCUGUUUAAGAUUUAAUGACUGACAACUAUUGCAUUUCAUGCUUCAGGAGUAACUUUCUUCCAUUAAAGUUCUAUUCUUCUUUACUAAACCUGAAAGAUAGAUUUUAAAAUUAUGGAAUUUCCAAUCAAAUCAGAGUGAUUAGACUCAUUGGAGAAUUCAUGACACCAACCAAUGAACUAUUGAGGACAAAGUUCCAGACUAAAAUGACUUUGAAGAUUAGAAUUUACUCCUGAUGAAAUACUUAUGAGUAGCUCUGCAUGUCUUAUAGCCGCCUCCCACAGGGAAUAGAGAUAUGGGAGACUUGUUUUCUGUGGGCUGACUAGUGCAUGGUGUAUUUUUCUUGUCGUGCAAAAAAGUGUCAGAAUUCUGAAACCUUCCAUCGCUUCCUCUAGUCUGUACUGUAGUAUCCUGAAAUUUACACUACUAAUGCAAUGCCAGACUUAUUUUAGUAAUUUUCUGUAAGCCCACAAUCUCACAGUAGAAAUCCCACCCUAUCACACCCUUUUAUUUAUGUCUUUCCAUAGCCUAGAAUGUUACAUAGAAAAUAAGUAUUCUGGUAUAGCAAACUGCAUAACAGCAUGGACCUGAUGUAUGCAACAAAUAAUAACACAGCCAGAGCACUCUGUCUAGUGGUAAUACCUUGGUAGAAGAGUAUAUUCAGUCUCAGACCACCAGCCUAUUGAACCAACUUUAAAUCUGUCAAUCCAUGGUCUUAUUUGUGGCAGUGUUUUGUUUCUUGCUAUGUAAGAUCCCAUAACAAGCCUGCUGGAUUGUACCAGUGGCCCAUCUCACAAUGGCGAAUCAGAUGCCUAUGGGAAGCUUGCAAGCUGGAGAUGAGUGCUUCAGCGCUCUCCCUGCAGUUCCCUGCAACUAGGAAACCCAGCCAGAUGGGCGGGGUAUAAAUAAUAAAUUAUUAUAGUCAGAAGCAUCAUGCUUCUGACAGUGGAGGUGGAACAUAGCCAUUGUGGCUCAUAGCUGUUGAUAGCCUUGCCCUACUGUGCUAGCUGUCCUGAGAACAUAAAUUGUGUGAAGGUGCGAGAUAUAAAUUGAUUAUAUCUAGCUGAUAAUUCUAAUUUAUGACUGGACAGUCCUGUUUCCAGACUGCUGCAUUUUAACAAAACGAGAAAGUCAAAAAUAUUUUAUCUUUGUUCUCCUGAUUCAUCAGUUGCUUGGUAACUAACGAAGAAAGGUAUUCCUGCAUUCACAUAUGGGGAUUAAAAUAAACAAAACUGUAAUAAAACAAUAAAAUACAGCUAAUACAGUACCACCAUAAAAUAAAAACACUUUAAAACAGAAAUAUAUGUACUUAGGACUAUUAACACAUUCUAUUUUUAAAAUAUCACAAGACAUUCUUGGCUUCUAUAAGGUUUUGACAUGAGACAGAAGAGAGGUAAUUUUACAUGCUGUGGGUUUUUUCAUUUUAAAAUACUGUACAGUAGAUAUUAACUGAAGUAAAGACGACCAUUUUCUUCUUGCAAACCAUUAUUGAUCACUUUUACUUACAGCAGGGAUGUUUACAUCUUCUUUAAUUCCAGGAUUUAGUCAUCCGUAUCAUUUUUAUUCUUGGAAAUUUAACAGCAAAGAACAACCGGGCCCGGGAACAGUUUUUUGAGGUGCAAGGAAGCAUUAAUACCCUGAUAGCACUAUUCCAGGCUAAUUGUGAAGCUGAUUUAAAUAGUAAACUGCUGAAAGGUGAUGGCGAUAUAAAAAAUCUUAAGCAUCCGUCUGAAGCAGAAGAUGUGCUCAUCAAACUUGUAAGAGUGGUUGCCAAUUUGUCCAUCCAUCCCACUGUAGGCACAAGUCUGGCAACAAACCAUCAUAUUGUGACAUUACUCAUUACGGUACUAGGUAAGAACUGCUUUGUUCUUAGAGGAAGAAACGUUUUUCCUUAGUUUCCCAUAGUGAAAUAAUUUAAAUCCUGCUAAAGUGAUGAAAUUGGUUGAUUAAUGAUACUAUGAAACUGGCUGCAUCUCCCAAGAUUUCCCUAGUAUUUUUCCAGUCAUCCUCCAAACCAUAUUCACCAUCAUCUUCCUUUAUCUGCAAGCUUGUCUGCUGUUUCAACUGCUGCAUACCAGCCCAUCCCCUAUUCAAUCUCCUAUAAACCAUACUGCAUGUCAUUUCUCUCCCUGAUAUUUCCUAUAUUAAAUUCAACAUCUCAAAACGGUACCUCUUCACACCACCCUGUACCCUCUAGCCAGUUCCAGCUCCCACCCUCAGAAACUCAGGCACCCUUUGCUGAUUUAGCCCAUUGAGAAAACAAAGCAAGCCGUCCAUGCUGAUUUUCUUCUUUCUGCUGGAAAAACAAUACUGAAACCAGAGGGAAGAUGGUGUAUUUUCUAGUUAUAUGACCAUGAAGCCUUAAGCCACUGGGACCAAGCUCCUUUUCACAUUUCAAUGGAGCUUACUACUAGGUCAGUGUGACUUAGAAUUUCACCAGGUUUUUCUGUAGUGCAGUGUAGAGAAUAGUGGUGGGCAUACAUCAUAAAUGCAUAAUACUUAAUGUUUGUAUAGCACACUCAAGCUUUCAGAGUUCACGUAUGCAUUCGGUUUGUAAUCCUCACAACAUCCCUCUAAGGUAAAGUGAUAAUAUCUCCCAUAUUGCAGAUAGGAUGGUUGAGGUACAGAGAGUUGCUUGAUUAAGACCACCUAAUUAGUUGAUGUAUUCAGUCUUUUGGGCCACUAUGCUACACCAACAAACUGGUAUCAAUGGUAAGCAGGAUUGCUGGGGUUGUAUUCUGUGAUGAUGCACUGAGCUUUGAUGGAUAUAAAUUUGAAAGCCCAUAUAAGUAAGAUCUGGCAUUAACAUGUCUUGAAAGUCUCUCUCCUCUCACUUGCAAAUUUUCAAAAUUCUUGCUGCAUAUUGCUUAUUAAAAUAAGCAAGGAGAAUGGGCACAUAUGAACACCUCAUGGAAAAACCAGGCAUGAUCACAAUGUGGUUUUGGAAUGGCCCAAAGCUUUCUUUUAUAUAGUCUUUGGAAUGUUGUGAACAACAGUCACCAAAGCUGUGAAAUGUCAAAAUGUUAAGUGUCUUGAAAAAACACAUGUCUUUUUUUGUCCAAAUUACUAGAAAACAAAUCAGUUGAUGAAUGUGAGGAGCUGGUUAUUAAUACCACAGCAACAAUCAGCAAUUUAUCUUUCUACCAAGUGAAGAAUUCUGUAAUCCAGGAGAAGAAAUUAUAUAUUGCGGAGUGUAAGGAUGUUUUUAUUUAAAAAGAUUAGUAUAUCAUAUUUCUGUUAUUAUAAUGAUAUAAUAUCCCUCAUAGUAUUGAGCAACAGUGAGAAAUAGCACUGAUAUAAGAUGUUAUCUACUUUCUCAGUUUUGGUUGGUAAAGCUGAUCUCAUUUGAUAAUCCUUGUGGAUGUAAUGAUGAAUAUGAAAUUUGCUCAGUUUGCAAACUGGUUAGGCUGGAGAACAGCAGGUUGAGUGUAGAUCUAAACUCAAAGUUGCUCUUUCCCAUUAUAGAUUAAAAACUAUGAUAUCAAAUUUAAAGCUCAAGUAUUGGGCUCAAAAACAUUAAAUGAGAAGACAUUAACAGGAGUCUUCACAUAUUCCAAGACUAGAAACUGAUUAUUUCUUUGGAUUUAUUAUACACUAGGUAAUUUUUUUGGAGUUGUAGUUACAGGAGAACUAGAAAUUAUUUUAGAAUACCGAAAACCCAGUGAGUGAUACUGAGUUAUUGCUGGCUUAGCAAGUGUAACCAAAAUGUGCUUGUCUAGUCACACAUCAAUAUUUUCAUAUGACAGAGAUUCAGUAGUUUAGUUUCCAGCAGACUCUCUGGGUACUGAGCUUUCUUACUUCCACUCCUCUACGUUGUAAAUUUGCUUCAAUCAUUUAACUGUGUUGCAAAGGUGACCAAUUUCUUGAACUAUGCUAAGUGCAUCUUUUCUGCUUCUGUACUAACAGUGCUUUUAAAGCUAUUAAUGAGCAGUAAUAUGGAUGGAAUUCUGGAGGCUAUUCGAGUCUUUGGUAAUCUUUCACAAUGCCAUGAAAUCUGUGACUUCAUUAUACAGCGAAAGGGUGAGUUUCUGUCCCAUUAGACCAAAUAAAUAAAUAUCAGUUACAUGACUACAAUAUGUUGCCUAUUCAAGUUUAACAUAUCGAGUGCUAAAAUCCAUCUACACCAAAAUGGCGCCAUUUGAAAGCAUAUGGAUUAGAACAAUGUGUCCAAUAGGCUGCUUAUAGACCUUGGAAUUCAGAGAUUCUCAUUAUACCAGAGCAGGUAAUGUUGGGUAGAUACAUCAUAAUAGCUCUCCAUGGCUAGGGCCACUCUGAAAUCAUAGCAGAUAAACCAUCAAAAAGGCAGAGGUUGCAAGAAUUGGAGGGAAGUUCAAGGGCACCUAUGGCCCAUUGUGUUGUUGAGCAUGUAGCUAAUGAUAAAAGCAAAGAUGUUAACAGUCUGAGCUGUUGGUAAAGCACAUCUUAUUUUAGUUGCUAUAAUAAAGAAGUUUAAUGAUUCAGCUUUGUAGUGCUCAUAUUGUUUAGCAUUAGAUACCUGCAACUUGAAUGCUGGGAGUGAGAGAGUGGUAUUCCGGCAGUGCACCAGAUAAAUUCAUGGGUUGUUGGGUUCUUCAAACUCUCAACACACAUUUGUUUAAUUGUUAACACUGUGAAAAUUCUUAAAGACAAUCUUGUUCUCUGAAAUAGUUAUUUUUUGCUGUGCUAUCUAGUGUACAAGUUCAUGAUCGCUUUGCUCGAUACCAAACACCAGGAUGUCUGCUUUUCAGCCUGUGGAGUUCUCCUCAAUCUUACAGUGGAUAAAAGCAGGCGUAGUAUAUUGAACGAAGAAGGAGGAAUUAAAAAGUGAGUUCAGAAAACUAGUGGGAGUUGGAGAGUUAAGUGAGCUUUUACUGACGUUUAUGUUGGGGUGGAGAGAAACAUGCAGGUUUAAGGACAGCCACAGAAAAGGUAGUCCUGACAAAAGUGUAAAACUAUCUUUACUCCAUUAUUGCAACAGGUUGAUCGAUUGUUUGAGAGACUUUGGGCCUACAGACUGGCAGCUGGCUUGUUUGAUAUGUAAAACUUUGUGGAACUACAGUGAGAAUGUUAGCAUGGCCAAAGCUUGCUUUGAAGAUGACGAAUCAAACACCUUGCUCGUUAUCCUUGCAUCAUUUUUAGGUAAGCUGUAAAAGCCAAUCUCAUUACCCUUUCUUAACAAGUAGAAUGAAAAUACAGAAGCUACUCACUCAGGCAGCCGUAUUCUGAAUACUACGUAUAGUGCUGGUUACCCCCUCGCAAGAAGAGGUUGGACACCUACCCUAGAUAGUGUUCGCUAGUAAGAUCCAAAAAGUCUUCCUUAACUGCUCUGAAGGAUUCUGGGGAAGGAGAGGAAUUCCUUUUUGUGCAAGUGGGAAACCACAACUGGAUAUCACCCAUAUUGUCUUCAGUUUGCUGGGAGGGAAAUGCAAAAGGCAGAGGCACGACAGAAUUUAAUGAAGUCAUUAAGGGAAUGGAAUAUAUUUUUCUUCCUCUUAGGUAAUACUAGAAUUUAGUGUUAAUGCCAUGAAAGUGACUGGCAGUAGUUUCAAAACAAAUGAAAGCACUUCACAAAAUGCACACGUACCUUAUGGCAGCAAAUGCCAUAAAUAAUGGUAAUGGCCACAGGCAUAGAUUGCCUAAAAUCCAUGGGGGGUGUAUUUUUGUCAAUAGCUAUGUGGUAUAAUAGUACCUUCAUGUUCGGAGGAAGCAUGUCUCCGAAUACCAACUGUGGUGAGGAGCAAAACAUAGGGGAGGGCUGUUGCCUUCAGGCCUGUCUUGAGAGCUGUCCAGAAGCAGUCAGCUGUGGGCCGUGAUGCUGUACUAAAUAGCGUCUUUGUCUAAUCCAGCAGGGCUCCAAUGUUUUACCUCUACUUCUGAUAAUUGUAAUUCUAUUGUGUUGAAUCCAACUAAGCCAUAUUUACUGAGAAACUACCUCUUGUUCAAAUGGCAGUAUAGCAGCUGUGUGAAAUUAUCUAUGCAGUGUUCUAUCUAGACCAGGAUCAACACUCACUGCUGUCACAUGCAGAAGGUGGAUUUUUAAGAAGACAUUGGCACUAUUUUUCUCAGUCUUACUCACGUUUACUAAAAGGAAAAUCCUGCACGUCCUGUGAAGAGACCCUAAAUAAUUUAAAUGCAUUGUUCUGUUUCAUAUUGACUGAUAAUGUCAUCGUUGUUCUUGCUGCAGAUGAAGAAUUAGCUCUGGAUUACAAUUUGGACGAUUUAAGAGGUUAUCACAAACUUUACUGGGAAACAGAGUUCAAACCUGUGGCGCAGAAGCUUCUCCAGAGGAUUCAAAACUGCAACUUUUGA
This is a messenger RNA of Podarcis lilfordi (Lilford's wall lizard), 33781 nucleotides long. The record is from the annotation of a GenBank genome assembly. Lineage: Eukaryota; Metazoa; Chordata; Lepidosauria; Squamata; Lacertidae.